AGCAACUUUGCUAAAAUGAUGCUCAGCUCUCCCCUCCGUUCAUUGUUCCCUGUGGUCGCAGUGGCUGUUCUUACAGCUGUUAAAGUUGCUGAGAGUCAGAAGGUUGCUGAAGACCUUGGGACUUCCUCCACACCGUCUCCGGUUUAUCCCACCGUCAGCUUUCAGGUCCACAACGUGGAUCAUGUGUUUCUGAGGCAGGACAAUCCAGAGCCAUCUGGAAACUCCAGUCUGAAGGCUCAGACUCAGACUUUUCUCAUCACUGGUCCAGGCUCUGGGAUCCUCCGUUCAGCUGUCAACGCUUCAUACGGCCCCCUAAAUGUAGAUGCCCCGAUUCCUCCAGACCUGCUCCUCAGUGGGCGCAGGAUCCUGCCAGUCAUUUUGGUUCGCCAGGUUCGUUCCUCGUCUCCUGUUGUUAAGAUCCUCUUCCACAUGCCCACAGAAAGAGAUCUGGCUGUUGGGCAAGAAAUGAUGGGGUCUGGAGAAGAUAAUGGGAGGAAAAGUGGUGGAGCCAAGGCAAAAGAUGGAGCUCACUGUGUGACGGCUUACGCCUUCUGGGAGACGAGGGAAGUUCGUGGGGCAUGUCUGGUGUCUCCAGGUGGAUUCUGUGUGGCACACCUGAAACCAGAACCUGUCUGGUUCAGCUCAGCUAGCCGAUCAGGAAGCUCCAGCAGUGAAGCAGGAAAAACCGAAGGAAUUAAGGGGCUUCAGGGAAACCUUGUGGAGGUCUACUUCCAGAGCCGGAGGGACCCAACUGGCCAGUGUACCCCACAGGACAGCCUACAACGUGUAGGAGUGGGAAGAGGAAGAGACUCUGGGGGAUCAGGGACGCCCAUGAGGCGGAUAGGAAGUGUUAAUCUGCUCAGAAGUCCACCAGGGAACCCCACCUUCCUUCGACUGAGGCUGGGAGGCGCCGUGGUGAUCCAGACUUCUUCCAAGCCCCUGAAGACCACAGAUGUGGCGACCUUCUAUGUCUUCCUAGCUAGUACAUCUACCCUGGAAAAUUUUACCCUCAGGGCGACAGUAAAAACAGGUCUGUCCUUCAGUGCAGCGCGGCCCAGCGACUCAGCACUGUGGGACAUUCUAGUGGAGCCUGGCAGAGGAGCGACGCCCAACACUGUUUCGGUUGUCUGCCGCAGGAAGAUUGCUGUCACUGCAAAAAGGGGUCUUCUGGAGGUUCUACAGCUUGACUUCGUGCCAAAGGAUGUUUCAGAGCAGGCUGAGAGUCAGACGAUCUCCUGGCGUCUGGAGUUACCAGGGAACGUCAAGGAUGUGGGCAUGAUGCGGAUCUACACAACUCGGAGAGACUAUGUGGGGCUGGCACCUCUGGUCAUGAACACUGAUAUCUUGAACACUGCAGUGCUGACGGGUAAAAUGGUGUCAGUCCCUGUGAAAACUCUGGCUGUGGAGGCUGACGGCUCAGUCACUGAUGUGACCAGCUACACCAGCUGCAGGUCUACAGAGCAGGAUGUACUCAAGGUGUCAGAGGGCUGUGACUAUGUAUAUGUAAAUGGCAAAGAGACAAGAGGGAAGAACAGGGUGAUGCUCAACUUCACCUAUGGUUUCUUGAGUGCCCAGCUGGAGAUGAGUGUGUGGAUGCCACGGCUGCCCUUGCUCAUCGACGUGGCCGACCCUGAGCUCAGCCAGAUCAAGGGCUGGAGGGUCCCUGUUACCACCAGCAACAGAAGGUCUACAUGGGACAGUGAGGAAGAGGAGGAGAUGAGGAAGGGCAGGGGCUGCAUGCUGCAGUAUCAGCACUCUACCCUCAGGGUGCUCACACCCUUUGUGGGUCAGGCUGGCGCUGAUGUGCUGCCUGACCUGCUAACUGGAGCAGAGGCUGUUGAGUACUUCCUGGGGCCUGACUGGCAGGUGGAUGUGACCAGUCUUGUCCGCUAUUCUCUAAAAGUGGCAGAUCCUGACGUAGCCAGGGUACAGGAUGGGGUGGUGCUACAGGGACGGGCUGUGGGCACUACUACUGUACAGGUGCUGUCCCCUCUGACGUCAUCGGUCCUGGCUGAGAGGAGCAUCAGGGUGGUGGAUGACAAAGUGAGUGUGACGGAGCUGGGAGUGCAGUUGAUUUCUGGACUCUCUCUGUCCCUGCAGCUCAGCCCGGGGAGCAAUCGGGCCAUCGUCGCCACGGCAACCGCACGGGAGAUGAUCACGCAGCUCAAACAGGAAGCGGUGGUCAGCUGCUGGGUUCAGUUCAGCGAUGGUGCAGUUGCUCCACUGGAUCUGUUUGACCGCAGCAUUUACUCCCUGACAGUCUCCACGCCAGAUGAGGGGGUGGCGACGGUACGCCGCACCCCGCUGUCCACAUUUGUGGUAGCCCGAGGUGAAGGUGAAGGCCAGGGGGCGAUAGUUAGGGUUGAGCUGAGGAUCUGUGAGGAAUGCCAGAAGUCCAAGAGGAAGAGCAAAUUAGCAGUGGGCACGGGGCUCCUCAGAAUCAACUUCCAGAGCAGCAGCAGAGGAGGAGGUGGAGGUAAGGGGGUUAGCGCUGAUGGAAAUAAAGAUUAUGACGGUGGUGCAUCAGAAAUGGUAGGAGAGCUUAAAAUGGCGGCGACGUCACAGCGUGCUGUCACAAACAUGGAUAAAUGGUUGUUAAGAAGCACAGUACCUGAUCAGCAGGAGUCCACCCUGGCAGAAACAACCACCUCAGCCAUAUUUUCUACAAAAUAUGUGCAGCCACAUGUUGUGUGGAUUGGAUCUACCACCAGAGCUACAAGAGGCAGCACAUAUACUGCCGUUCCCGCAACUGCCACCGCAACUAAGAGCGUGCCAAGUUUAAAUACACCACUGAGCACUGCCAAACCUGUAGCAACAACAGUGGGUGUUGUCGUUAAAGGUGAAGGGCAGAAGAGAAGCUUUGGAAACAUGCUCGAUAACCCCAAUUCACCCCCUAACAAAGACAUUCCUAAAGCAGAAGUGACACCCAAGAAGGAGCCCCCAAAGCCUAAAACUCCAAGAGUAAUCGAGAGCGACCUCAUUCGGACAUUCAGAGCCAUGUCAGACUUGGAAAUUGGCAUGUAUGCUUUGGUGGGGGUCUCCUGUGUCGCUAUCUUUGCUUUUUUGCUCAACUGUGCUUCGUAUAACCUCUGCUUCCGAAAGCACAAGACACCCAUACAGGCAGGCCCAACCCCCAGCGGGGACCCGAAGGACCACAAGCAUGACUGGGUGUGGCUGGGGAGCAAUAAUCAUAGCACUCCUGCCCCAGGUUCCUCAGCUCAAGUGUCCACUCUAAAACGCGAGGCCCAUCGUCCCCUGGAGUCCCGACAUUCCAUAGACUCCAUGGGACACCGUAGCCUGGAGAGCAGUCUGCCCACUGUGAGCGCUCCCGCUGUCCCUGAACGAACUGCCACCCUGGGCCGCAGCAGGACCAGCUCCCAGCAGCAGCAGUUUCAGGGAAAGGCAAUUGACCCCAUGGCCAACCGUUCAGCCACUUUGCUGGCCAGGCCACACCGCAGCGAGCCUCUUCAUUCCCCCACCAGUAAGAGGAACCAGGUCCAGUUCACCACCUUCACCACCCUGGACAUCAAGCACUUGGCUGCACUGAAGAAGAACGGUGUGGACUUAAACUGGGCCAACCAGCAGACACAGCAGCACCAGGCCCCUGCCGAGCCUCAGACACCUUUACCUGACAUGCCAUGGCCUGUGGUCAAACCUCUAGGAGAACCCCAGUGA
Molecule: messenger RNA, 3675 nt
Organism: Toxotes jaculatrix (banded archerfish)
Lineage: Eukaryota; Metazoa; Chordata; Actinopteri; Toxotidae
Product: transmembrane protein 132C
Exons: 10
Coding region: 16-3675 (1219 amino acids)
Source: RefSeq, a predicted model, not a curated record